AAACCUCCAUCAACAAUACCGAAGCUAAUCCUUCAAGCGAUUUCCAAAUCCACCAAACCGUCUACCAUGCUCUCCUUAAUCAUAGGUUCAUUACUAGCCUCAAGUCUUUUCAGUAGUCGAUCACGUUACUACUUACGAAUGAUUUCCUUCGUAUUCGGAUUGUUUGUGGGAUCUCUUACGGGUGUGGUUUCGGGUAUCAUCGUCUCACUCGUUAAUCCGGAUUGGAGAAAAAACAUUCAAUGGCUUGUGGCUCGUACGUUUUAUGGUUUGGUUAGUCCUUUGAUUGGUUGGGAAUUCAUCGUUGAAGGUGAAGAGUAUUUAAAUGGUUGUUAUAAUGGUGAAUCUAAUGUAUUAGUUGGAAAUCAUCAAAGUAUGAUUGAUAUUUUUUAUCUUGGAAGGAUUUUUCCUAAAACUUGUGUGGUCAUGUCAAAAAAAGAAAUCAAAUACGUACCACUCUUAGGACAAUUUAUGUCAUUAUCUAAAGCAGUUUUUGUUGAUCGACAUAACCGAUUAACAGCUAUGGAAACUUUUAAACAAGUAGGCUUAGAUAUGAAAAAACACGGCUUAAACCUCUUCAUCUUCCCAGAAGGCACCCGAUCAAAUGCCCAAACCCCAACCCUUCUACCCUUCAAAAAAGGAGCCUUUCAUCUUUCCCUCCAAUCAGGUCUUCCCAUCAUCCCAAUCAUCUGUGAAACAUACUCUACAAUCUAUUCAUCUAAAUCUCAUCGAUUCGAACCUGGGAAAUUGAUUUUAAAAGUCUUGGAACCUAUCAAAACUUCUGGUGUUAAAGAAUUCGAAGGAAAAGAAGGUGUCGAUAGGCUUUGUGAAUUGGUUAGAACACGUAUGUUGGAUGGGUUAAUUGAACUUAGUCAGAGGGAUGGAAGUGUGAGUUCGAGAUGUUUGAAAAGGUCUGGGUCUUGAAACCAAAAGAAGACUUUUAGUUGGAAUUGGAAACACUUUGAAGAAGGUUUAGUUUUUCUUUUUUGGUUCGGUGAAUUUGCUUGAACAAUUUAGUACUAGAGAAACCUAUUUUUAUAAAAUUCUUGAAGUCGGUCUUCUCUUUCUAUUUUUCUUAAUUCUUUUGUUUUGUUAGUUGUUAUGUUUUUGGUAUAAGUGUGUGUGUGUGUGUUUGUGUUUGUGGCAGGGGGAGGAGUAUGGGUAGAUGUUUCUUAUUAUUUUAUAGAUCUAUAGAAAAUAAAUCGUAAUUGUAAGUUUAUAUGGUGUGUGUGUACAAACAUACUUGAUUUGUUGUCUUUGGAGUU
Messenger RNA from Melampsora larici-populina 98AG31, 1262 nucleotides. RefSeq lists its product as uncharacterized. The record is from RefSeq and is a predicted model, not a curated record. Gene Ontology annotation, molecular function: 1-acylglycerol-3-phosphate O-acyltransferase activity. Gene Ontology annotation, biological process: phosphatidic acid biosynthetic process. Lineage: Eukaryota; Fungi; Basidiomycota; Pucciniomycetes; Pucciniales; Melampsoraceae. The transcript has 4 exons. Bases 67 to 921 code for a protein of 284 amino acids. Gene Ontology annotation, cellular component: membrane; endoplasmic reticulum.